CGAAAAGCGACCCAGUGACGGAAGAAGUUAGUUGAGCUGCACAGCACACGGACAAGACCAUGGCGGAUUCUUCUGAGUCGUUCCACAUGGCCACGAGCCCCAGCAGAGCCUCCAGGAGAGGCGAUCUGACCUCCAGCCCAGGCAGAGACCUGCCUCCCUUUGAGGAUGAGUCUGAGGGUCUGCUGGGGGACGGACACCUGCCUGAGGAGGACGAGGAGGACGGCGACGGCGAGGAACUGAUUGGAGAUGGGAUGGAGAGGGACUACCGGGCCAUUCCAGCUCUGGACCAGUACGAAGCCGAGGGUCUGGACCUGGACGACGAGGAACUGUCAGAGCUGUCGCCUAGCGCUCGGGCUGUCGCUGAAGAAGCCAUGAGGAGACGGGACCGCGAACAGGGAGUCAGCGGGCGCUUGAGGAGGGGGCUGCUCUAUGACAGCGAAGAUGAAGACGAGGAGCGUCCUGCAGCCCGCAGGAGACGACUGGCCGAGCGAGCCGCCGAGGGUGUCGCUGACGGAGAGGACGAGGAAAUGAUCGAGAGCAUUGAGAACCUGGAGGACAUGAAGGGUCACACGGUGCGUGAGUGGGUUUCCAUGGCAGCACCCAGACUGGAGAUCUACAACCGCUUCAAGAACUUUCUGCGGACUCACGUGGACGAGAACGGUCACAACGUGUUCAAGGAGAAGAUCAGCGAUAUGUGUAAAGAGAAUAAGGAGAGUCUGGUGGUCAACUACGAGGAGCUGGCUGCGAGGGAACACGUGCUGGCGUACUUCCUGCCCGAGGCGCCCACCGAGAUGUUGAAGAUCUUCGACGAAGCGGCGAAGGAGGUGGUGCUCGCCAUGUACCCAAAAUACGACCGUAUCGCUCACGAGAUCCACGUUCGGAUAUGCAACUUGCCAUUGGUGGAGGAGAUCCGCUCGCUCAGGCAGCUGCACCUGAACCAGCUGAUCCGCACCAGUGGCGUGGUCAGCAGCUGCACUGGUGUGCUGCCGCAGCUCGGCAUGGUCAAGUACAACUGCAACAAGUGUAGCUUUGUGCUCGGACCCUUCUUCCAGUCUCAGAACCAGGAAGUGAAGCCUGGCUCUUGCCCUCAGUGUCAGUCGCAGGGGCCAUUUGAGAUCAACAUGGAGGAGACAGUGUACCAGAACUACCAGCGGAUCACCAUCCAGGAGAGUCCGGGCAAAGUGGCAGCCGGUCGCCUGCCGCGCUCCAAAGAUGCCAUCCUGCUGGCCGACCUGGUGGACAGCUGCAAGCCUGGAGACGAGAUCGAGCUGACGGGAAUUUACCACAACAACUAUGACGGCUCGCUCAACAUGGCCAACGGCUUCCCUGUCUUUGCCACCGUCAUCCUCGCCAACCACAUCACUCGGCGGGAUGAGGGCGUGGCCGUUGGCGAGCUGACUGACGAGGACGUGAAGGCCAUCGUGACGCUCUCCAAGGACGAGCGCAUUGGCGAGAGGAUCUUCGCCAGCAUGGCGCCCUCUGUCUAUGGACAUGAGGACAUCAAGAGAGCGCUUGCCCUGGCGCUGUUUGGUGGUGUACCCAAGAAUCCAGGAGGGAAACACAAGGUGAGAGGAGACCUCAACGUUCUACUGUGCGGUGACCCAGGAACGGCAAAGUCCCAGUUCCUCAAGUACGUUGAAAAGGUGGCAAGUCGCGCCGUCUUCACCACCGGCCAGGGGGCGUCAGCCGUUGGUUUGACUGCCUAUGUGCAGAGACACCCGGUCAGUCGUGAGUGGACACUGGAGGCCGGAGCCCUGGUACUGGCUGACCGGGGCGUCUGUCUCAUUGACGAGUUCGACAAGAUGAACGACGCGGACAGGACGAGCAUCCACGAGGCUAUGGAGCAGCAGAGCAUCUCCAUCUCCAAAGCUGGAAUCGUCACGUCGCUGCAGGCGCGUUGCACCGUCAUCGCUGCCUCCAACCCCAUCGGCGGCAGGUACGACCCCUCACUGACCUUCGCUGAGAAUGUGGACCUCACGGAACCCAUUGUGUCCCGAUUUGACAUUCUUUGCGUGGUCCGCGACACCAUUGACCCGGUUCAGGAUGAGAUGUUGGCCCGUUUUGUGGUGGGCUCACACAUCAAACAUCACCCAGGAAAUAAGGAGGGGGGCAUGGCUCUGGAGGAGAUGGUCCUGCCCAACUCCUCCGACGUUCCGCCAAUCCCGCAGGAGCUGCUCAGGAAGUACAUCAUCUACGCCAAAGAGCGGGUCCACCCCAAACUAAACCAGAUGGACCAGGAUAAAGUGGCCCGGAUCUACAGUGACCUGCGAAAGGAGUCCAUGGCGACCGGCAGCAUCCCCAUCACGGUCCGACACAUCGAGUCCAUGAUCCGCAUGUCCGAGUCACAUGCCAAGAUGCACCUGCGGGACCACGUGCUGGAGGACGACGUCAACAUGGCCAUCCGGGUGAUGCUGGAGAGUUUCAUCGACACGCAGAAGUUCAGUGUCAUGAGGAGCAUGAGGAAGACUUUCGCCAGGUACCUGGCUUUCCGUCGCGACAACAAUGAGCUGCUGCUCUUCAUCCUGAAGCAACUGGUGGCUGAGCAGGUCUCGUACCAGAGGAACCGCUACGGGGCUCAGAACGACACCAUCGAGAUCUCUGAGAAAGACCUGCAUGACAAGGCACGGCAGAUCAACAUCCACAACCUGUCUGCGUUCUAUGACUCGGAACUUUUCCGCUCCAACAAGUUCACUCACGACGGCAAGAAGAAACUGAUCGUGCAGCAGUUUUGAGUGUUGCUUCUGCCUUGAAUGUUCCUGUUGUGCUAGAGCUUCUGUAAAUAACUAUGUAUUUGUUCAUGAAACAAAGU
Synchiropus splendidus (mandarinfish) is the source of this 2809-nucleotide messenger RNA. It is a transcript of the gene mcm2, whose product is annotated as minichromosome maintenance complex component 2. Gene Ontology annotation, molecular function: single-stranded DNA helicase activity; single-stranded DNA binding; ATP binding. NCBI's taxonomy places the organism in Eukaryota, Metazoa, Chordata, Actinopteri, Syngnathiformes, Callionymidae. Gene Ontology annotation, cellular component: MCM complex; nucleus. Gene Ontology annotation, biological process: double-strand break repair via break-induced replication; DNA replication; mitotic DNA replication initiation. Bases 60 to 2732 code for a protein of 890 amino acids. The record is from RefSeq and is a predicted model, not a curated record. The transcript has 20 exons.